Biomphalaria glabrata is the source of this 3341-nucleotide messenger RNA. Its product is annotated as thioredoxin domain-containing protein 6-like. Gene Ontology annotation, molecular function: nucleoside diphosphate kinase activity. The coding region runs from base 173 to 2872 and encodes 899 amino acids. The record is from RefSeq and is a predicted model, not a curated record. The transcript has 28 exons. Gene Ontology annotation, biological process: CTP biosynthetic process; GTP biosynthetic process; UTP biosynthetic process. Lineage: Eukaryota; Metazoa; Mollusca; Gastropoda; Planorbidae.
UUUAACAGCUCCGGAAGUAACCGUUACUAUCAACAAUUUCCUGAACGCUCUGAGACUUAGUUCUAAAUCUACUGGUUCUCUGUUUUCUGAUGAGCGGUAAGAGAGAAAACAGAUAAAACAAGACGUUAUCAUACUUGGAGAUUAUCAUACCAUUAUUUAGUCCCUGUUCAACAUGGCGAGAAAAAAGCAAGAAAUACAAUUACAGAGAGAAAUUGAAACUCAAGAAGAAUGGGAAGAAGUUAUGGCUAUGGAGGGCUUGUGGCUUAUUGAUGUUUAUCAAGAGUGGUGUGGACCCUGUCAAGCUUUAGUAGGAAAUUUUCGUAGGUUGAAAAAUGAACUUGGUGAUAAUCUUCUGAACUUUGCUAUAGCUAAGGCUGAUACUAUUGAUGCUUUAGAAAAAUAUAGAGGCAGAUGUGAGCCUACAUUUUUAUUUUAUGCUGGUGGCAUUUUAACUGCUUACAUACAUGGAGCAAAUGCACCAAAAGUUCAAAGAGUUAUAACAGAACAGUUAGCAUAUGAACAUAAAGUCUUAGAAGGCACCGCAGACAGGAAAGAAGUGAAAGAUCCAGUGAUCACAAGACUGCAAGAAAUUGAAUCUGAAAGGCUAGAAGAAGAAGAAGCCAAACAAUUAGCAUUAGACUCAGAUUCUGUUGAUGCUCGUAAAACACCAGUUGCUGCUCAGCGAUUGGGUUCAGGUGUUAGAGAGGAAAAAAUGGUGACAGUGGCAAUCAUUAAACCAGACGCAGUUGUUCAAGGAAAAGCUGAGGAGAUCAUGGCGCUGAUAAUAGAACAAGGUUUUGAGAUUUUAACUAAAGAAACAAGGGAAAUAACUCAAGAAGAAGCAGAAGCACUUUAUGCUCAUUUGGACAAUGAGAGUUACUAUGAUGAUAUCAUUAAGUUCAUCACCAGUGGUCCUUCUGUUCUUCUUGUUUUGACACUUGGUCAGUCAGGGGAUACUGCAGUGGAUUUUUUCAAAAUGCUGAUUGGUCCAAAAGAAGUGGAAGCAGCCAAAGAAGAAAAUCCCAAUUGCAUAAGAGCUCUGUUUGGUGAAAAAGGUUACCAAAAUGCCAUUCAUGGUUCAGACUCAAAUGAAGCCGCAUUAAGAGAGCUGGCACUUUUAUUCCCUAACUUUACUGUACCAACAUAUAUGAAGAAACGCUUAAACAUUCAGAAAACUUUGGCCAUCAUAAAACCAGAAGUAUACUCAAAGAAAGAUGAUAUCAUUGCUGCCAUCAAACAGUUGAAUUUAAAUAUUACUAUGAUGAAAGAGAUUCACCUGACCAAGGAGCAGGCAGCAGAGUUUUACAAAGAACAUGAACAAUUUGGAUUCUUUGAUGCUCUAAUUGAUCUAAUGAUCAGUGGGCCUAUGAUUGCCUUAGGCUUAGUUGGUGAUGAAGCUAUUACUGUAUGGAGAGAAAAACUUGGACCUGAUAAUGUAGAUGAAGCCAUUGAAAAAGCCCCAAAGAGCUUCCGAGCACGCUUUACUGGAGCUUCUGGAAUGAAUCAAUUUCAUGGAUCUAUUUCUGAAGAAGCAGCUGCUAAAGAAAUAGCAUUCUUUUUCCCCAUCGAGCAGACUGUAGCAAUGAUCAAAUCAAAUGCCAUGGCACACAAAGAUGAGAUCAUUGAAUACAUUAUCAACAGUGGCUAUAAAAUUGCUGCUCAGACUGAGCUGGUGGUUUCAAUCUCAUUGAUGUCUGUUCUGUAUCCUAAUGUUGCUGGGAUGGAUCAUUUUGAUGAGUUGACAAAUACUUUAACGAGUGGUCCAUCCUUGUUUAUGGUUUUAUCUCGAGAGGAUGCAAUCAAUGGCUGGAGAAGGGAUAUGGGAGAUGCAGAUCCUGCACAAGCCAAGGAAGAAAAUCCAACAUCAUUAAGGGCUCUAUAUGGCACUGACAUUGCGAACAAUGCUGUUCAUGGAAGUGCAUCUGCAGAACAUGCCAGGGAAGAAAUGAUUGCAGUCUUUGGAGAAGCUCUCAGCUUUAAUGAAGAUGGCACACUUAGAGGUGAUGAACCUAAACUAGAUGAGACAGCUAUGGUGAUAGAAGGGGAAAGAAAUGAAGAAGUAGAGCCUGAAGGGGAGAACAAAUCAGAGCAUCAAGAGGUUCACCAUGAACAAAGUGAUGAACACCAAAAGGAUGUUACUCCAGAUGAACAUGAUCAACCCAGUGAGAAAAAAGAUGACGAUAAUGAACAAGUUAUUUCAGGGGAGGAGAAGGAAGUCAAAGCAGAUGAUCAACUAGAAGCAGAUGAUCAACUAGAAGCAGGUGAACAACUAGAAGCAGGGGAACAACUAGAAGCAGGUGAAACUCAACAACAAGCCAGUGAAGCUGCUAACAAUGAACAACAAAAUUCUCAAGAUAAUACACCAGUUGAAAUUACAGAUGCAGCUAAUGCAGAAGAACAAUCAGCUGAAUCUCUUAAACCAUCAGAAGAGAAUAAAGAUGAAGUGCAAGAAAUGUCAGACCAAAAUGAAAUCUCUGAGCAAACUGAAAUCUCUGAGCAAACUGAACAUACUAACCAAGAGGAAUCACCUGGCCAACCUGACACUUCUAGUCUGCCAGAGGGCUCUGCUGAAGCAGAGACUUCUGGCCAGCCAGAAAUUUCUAGCAGCGCAGAAGUUUCAGAUGCUUCAAAAGAUGUUGAGGAAGAAUUGGAGCCAGCUAAAGAUGAAGAUUCGGGGGCCGGUCUAACAGAGGAACAUCCAGUCAAUCAGGAUGGGGCUGAUCCAACACCCAGUGAUGCACAGAGCUCAGAUGAGCAAACUCAAGAAGUAACAACCGAGGAACCUAAGGCUGACGUGAAUGAAACACAGACUGCUGAUACACCUAAAGAACCAUCAGCUUCUGAUAUGGACGUGAAAGACUCAACAGAAUAAGUGUGUCAAGUCACUCACACUCAUGGCAAAGACCGAUCCAGAGCUUGUUGUCAUGGUGAUGAGACACUGACGGGGAAGCCAUCUUGAGUCGACCAUGGAAGAAGUUAAGAGAUUACAGAGAAAACAACUUUUUUUUUCUCCCAGCGUAAAAGUCUUUUGUCACUUUAUGAAUGAAUAUUUUAAACUACCAACCUAUAGAAAAGUAAAACAUAGGCCAGUAUAAAUUUGGCUUAAUGAAUUUAAUGUUUACAAACCGGACACGUCAGAGCUUGUGCUGUACAUAUAAUUUUCGUUGAAUUUUUGUUUUCAUUAAUUAUUUAUUACCAACUGUAAAGGAUGUGAUUGUCUGGCUGUGAAUGUAAUUGAAAGAAUUAUUAAUUGUUAUAAUUUUUGUUCUGUCAUUUGAAAUACAUAAAAAAAAAAUAAUUUAUAAAAAAGAAAAACUUUACCUUGUUAAAAGUUUACAAUA